Astrephomene gubernaculifera is the source of this 1579-nucleotide messenger RNA. NCBI's taxonomy places the organism in Eukaryota, Viridiplantae, Chlorophyta, Chlorophyceae, Chlamydomonadales, Astrephomenaceae. The record is from the annotation of a GenBank genome assembly.
CACAAACUCCUAUAGCAUAUACCGUUCGCUGGUUGUAAAACAAAUGGUGUCUCAAAAGAUUGUUCUAUUGGCCGUAGCGGCACUGCUAUGCUUGUCUAGUGGAUGCUUUGCGCAGCAGAUUUAUCGGAGAUACGUAGAUGUUCCGGGUAUUGAAAAGGACUCGGAUGGUCAGCACUAUAUUCAGGUAAAUUCCGGGGACACGCAGACGAAGUACUACGUCGCCCGGGAUAAGGAGAGCAAGCAGCUUUACUUCAUUAAUGAGGAGACAAGCCAGCCGCAGUGGCAUGAUCCUCGUGGUCCAGCGCUAUCAGAAACGCGUGAGGUCCUAGACACCCCGGAGACGGCUUAUGUGCCGCCACCUAACAACAGCAGCGUUACUGUCGCAAUCGUAGCCAUUUUGCCCAUUCUGCUGCUUGCUGGUGGUGUUGCAGCCCGCGUCGCCUACCUACAGAUCCACUACCCUGAGCUACUGUGGCCUACGAAGGAGAGGAGGGACCGCCGUAAGGCUUCGGGCGGCAAGUUCAAGCCCCAGAAGCAGCGUGGAAAGAUGAACCAGGACGGCAAGGGUGGCCGCUCUGCCAAUUCAUAAGGGCUCUGUCACAAGGGGGCAUCUCGAGGAGAUAAGCAGCUAAGCGUAGGAGGAGCAAAGGGUUGAUCUGACCCUCUGUAUGCAUAUCGGUCAUGCUCUCCUCGGGGUAGCCCUUGUUGGGAUCAUUAACGUUGGUCAUGGACGAAGCAAUAGCUCCUUUACAGCGGCUCUCAGGGGGCGCACGGUGGUUGCACUGGGUUGGGGUCGAGUAGCCGGGUUCAUGGGAUAGUAGCAACCACUUCCUAUUUGCGUGGCCUGCUGUGCAAUCGGUUGGGGUGACCUGGAUGGCGUGCGAUCCGCGAACUGGCUUGUAUAUUUCCCUAGCGUGGCUGUCCGCUAAAUGGCUAAGGCCGCGUGGUGACCGUGUGAGCUGACUAACCCCCGGCACUCCGUGAUGCUAACUUAUCAAGACGUCCACCAUUCCUUGGUGUUAGGCUUGCGAGCGCAGAUCUUGGACAUGUCGUGACUUAAUAUUAGUCUGACGCAAUUUGGGCAUCUGGACGCGGAGGAUGAUGCCCUUCCUGCUCGGUGUCAUCUGGGUCGCUGCUGUCCCGCCGCAUCAGCGCCACGUGGACUGGACUUGUCGUGUGCAAUUCCACACUGUUGGGAUGCCGCAUGCUAUGCGUCCGUCGGUACUGCUGGCGUCGGAAAGGAUUAUUUGGUUAUUUAUUUUGUGUUGGCCGAUUGGCUGGUAACAAAACCGUGCGUUGUAAUAUGCGUGCCUACGCUCCUUAUGCGUUUUGUCCCCUUCCUUUGCCGGGUUUCCUAUUGGCCAUGCCUACCCGCCUCAUCUUAUAGGGGACGAGGGGCAUGUUCCCUGAAGAUGAGAGCUCUUGGUGGUGGGGUUCUUAGAGUCCCUCCCUCACGCCGACACAUGUCGCCCUUUCGUCGACUUCACAUGAGGCACCGCUCAAGCGCUGCCUGCGAACCUUGAGUGUGGGUAACUUUUUUAGCAUGGACGCUACAAGGCCGCCUGGGUGCAGGUAUCGG